Scylla paramamosain (green mud crab) is the source of this 824-nucleotide messenger RNA. RefSeq names its product myosuppressin-like (gene Ms). The transcript is spliced from 3 exons. NCBI's taxonomy places the organism in Eukaryota, Metazoa, Arthropoda, Malacostraca, Decapoda, Portunidae. The record is from RefSeq and is a predicted model, not a curated record. The coding region runs from base 161 to 463 and encodes 100 amino acids.
CGAGGUCGCUUUUGACUUGGUUUACUCCAUCACUUGUAGCCGAGCGCGAGUUACCAGCUCCUCAGACCCCUCGGCACUGAGCAACAGGCGAGACCGCGCGCCACAUCCUCCCUCGCUACCGACGCAACAGGCACUCUCCUGCCCGAUCCCAACCCACACAAUGGUGUUCCGCCUUCAGCCCUGGUGUUCUCUCCUUCUGGUGGGCGUCGUGGUGGUGCUCGGCGUUUGUGCAGGCGUGGGAGAGACCAUCCCUCCUCCCAUCUGCUUCAACCAAAAGUUAGUUCUCACGCCCUACGCCCGGAGACUCUGCGCUGCACUCAAUGACAUCUCCAAAUUUUCACGAGCAAUGGAGGACUACCUGGAUGCCCAAGCCAUCAAGAACAGCAUGGGGGUGAACGAGCCGGAGGUCAAACGACAGGACCUUGACCACGUAUUCCUUCGCUUCGGCCGCGCCCAGCAGUAGUCAGCGAGGUGAAGCAGCAGCAACAAAAAACCAAACCCUUUGUCGUCAAGAAUGAAGAAUAAUUGUUAUUCUUAAUAUAUCUCUCCUUCCCCCCCCAUCCUCUGAGCUUGUCACUGGUCCAGGUGCUCCUGUCUCCCGCCUACACGUGAGGUGUUUGUAUGUACUCUCACUCGCCCGUCAACACCUCGACAUGCGCUUCACACCCGCGUGGGCCAACCUGGCGUCAUGGAUUUCGAAAAUAAAAAUACAUAAAAGACUAUUUUUCCCAUUGAGGUGUUAUGAUGGUACUCUGAUUUUCAGUGUUGUAAAAAUUGUAUUUUGGUUUUGAAAGCCAUUACAAUAAAAAUUGAAUGACACUUUA